GUCAUGUCCAGAUCAUUUUACGUCGAUUCGUUAAUUAUCAAAGACACCGCCAGACCGGCGCCUCUAAGUGAGCAUCCCGGGCAAGACUUUUUGUUGCCGAUGAGCAUGCACUCGUCCAGCGUGAUGUCCGUUUCUGCGCCCGUGUGUCCUUCAAGAAAGACGGGCACUUUUUGUGUUUGCCCUCUGUGUGUUACUUCGCACAUCCACUCUCCCCGAAACAGCUUACCUUUGCUGAAGAGUCAGUUUCCGAGCGGGGACACCCAGUAUUGCCAGAGAAUGAGCCAUCAGCACAGCCCUGCACUGGGUCAUCCUGGGCACCCACCUGUUUGCAGUACGACCAGCUACAGCGCUACAGAUCCUAGGAGAUUUCAUUGCCUCUCUUUAGGUGCAUCUGAAAACGGGCACAUCCAAAACGGCAAGAGGAUGAGGACAGCGUUCACAAGUACGCAACUUCUGGAGCUGGAAAGAGAAUUUUCGUCAAACAUGUACCUGUCGCGUCUUCGAAGAAUUGAGAUCGCCACUUAUUUAAACCUCUCGGAAAAACAGGUUAAGAUUUGGUUUCAAAACCGCAGAGUUAAGCAUAAGAAAGAGGGUAAGGGUACCCCGAGGAGCGUGCACAGCGGAUGCAAAUGCACCAGCAGCCAUGGGCAUUAUCCCCGGUCCGAAGAUGAGGAGUCUUUAUCUCCGACAUCAGCUACGGAAGAAAAAGAAAUAUCCCCAGUUUGAGAAGGAUACCAGAGCUCAAGAGAAACCGACUGCUCUGAUCUCGAAGCACUUAUCGGGACUUUAGGGUGAAAGAGACACAAGUGUGAAAGUAAGACUAUGUUUGGGACACUUGACGUGCGUCAUAAAAUGUACAGUUUGUAAAAGUGCUUAAAAGUAAGUGUGUAUUGUUUACCCCGAUGUUAAUAGUCUGACAAACAACCGAAUAGAUAAAAAGAUAAAACAUUCUAUAGGUGAGCAAGAGAGAUCAUGUUAAUAUAGCAAUUUAAAUCUGUAGCAAUUAAAACAGGUUUGUUAUGUAAAUAUGUGAACUGUACACUGUGAAUUGCUUCCUACAAUUGUUUGUG
Molecule: messenger RNA, 1070 nt
Organism: Polypterus senegalus (gray bichir)
Lineage: Eukaryota; Metazoa; Chordata; Cladistia; Polypteriformes; Polypteridae
Gene: gsx2
Product: GS homeobox 2
Exons: 2
Coding region: 4-726 (240 amino acids)
Biological process (GO): regulation of DNA-templated transcription
Cellular component (GO): nucleus
Molecular function (GO): sequence-specific double-stranded DNA binding; DNA-binding transcription factor activity, RNA polymerase II-specific
Source: RefSeq, a predicted model, not a curated record